CCAGAGAGAAACAACCUGGCCGGGGUGCGGCAGAUCGUGCUGGUGCUCUCCGGGAAGGGUGGCGUGGGGAAGAGCACCAUCUCCACCGAGCUGGCUCUGUCGCUGCGGCACACCGGGAAGAAGGUGGGGAUCCUGGAUGUGGACCUGUGCGGCCCCAGCAUACCCCGCAUGUUCAGGGUGCAGGACAACGACGUCCACCAGUGCGACAGCGGCUGGGUCCCCGUCUUUGUGGACCAAGACAAGAGCAUCUCGCUCAUGUCCAUCGGCUUCCUGCUGGAGAAGCCAGAUGAUGCCGUGGUGUGGAGAGGACCCAAGAAAAAUGCUUUGAUCAAACAAUUUGUUGCUGACGUGGCCUGGGGUGACCUGGACUUCCUCAUCGUCGACACGCCACCGGGCACGUCAGAUGAGCAUAUCUCCACGGUGGAGGCCUUGCGGCCCUACAAGCCGCUCGGAGCAAUCCUGGUCACGACACCCCAGGCCGUGUCUGUAGGAGAUGUGAGGCGAGAGCUGACGUUCUGUAAGAAGACGGGCUUACGAGUUCUCGGCAUCGUGGAGAACAUGAGCGGCUUUGUCUGCCCGCACUGUUCGGAGUGCACGAACAUCUUUUCCAAAGGGGGAGGUGAGGAGCUGGCCAAGCACGCGGGUGUCCCUUUCCUAGGCUGUGUUCCCCUGGACCCCCAACUCAGCCAGAGCUUGGAGGAAGGCAGAGACUUCAUCCAAGAGUUUCCCAAGAGCUCUGCCUUCCCUGCCUUGGCUCACAUCGCCCAGCAGAUCUUGGACGGUACGUCACAGCAGAGCUCCUGAGGAUGGCGCAGAGCUGGACUCCUGCCAGCUGAGCCCCUUGCCUGGCAGGACCACCAGCACCCCGUGCCGGCGGGGAAGGGGGAUCCAGAAGCUGUUUAGCUAUAAAACU
Molecule: messenger RNA, 913 nt
Organism: Phaethon lepturus (White-tailed tropicbird)
Lineage: Eukaryota; Metazoa; Chordata; Aves; Phaethontiformes; Phaethontidae
Gene: NUBP2
Product: nucleotide binding protein 2
Exons: 6
Biological process (GO): iron-sulfur cluster assembly
Cellular component (GO): cytosol
Molecular function (GO): 4 iron, 4 sulfur cluster binding; ATP binding; ATP-dependent FeS chaperone activity
Source: RefSeq, a predicted model, not a curated record